AUGUCCCUCGCAAAGUCCACGCAUGUGUCUUCAACAACAGCAGGCGACCAAGAGAGCGUAAGGAGAAGACCCACGGUGGAGUCCAUUGAGAGGCACGAUCCAGAACAAAAUCGCCGGUUUCUACGGCUGCAGUCCCACACAGAUCGGCUCUGUGUCGGGCCACAGCACCCUGAGUUCACCAUCAACGCCGUCGAGACCCCUUCGCCCGAAGCGUCGUCCAAUCAUUUCUGCCAUUACACCCCCAAGUGUUUCCUAGCCGUGCACAGAGCUUGCGCAGGGGCGCACAACAACUCGGAACGCUCCGCAUCGUUACGCUACGGUGAAGAAGACUGGCAUGAAGGCACCUCCAAAACCACCAUCAGGGCUGAGAACGAGGUGGAGGCGCACAGGGAGGCCAACAACUACAAGUUUGGCUUCCGAAAGUGGAAAGGCAAUGUAACAGAGAAGCCUAUCGAAGACCGGUCAGAUGUGGUCAAAGAACUUUAUUCGGACCUUAGAGUCGUCAAGCCCCAAGGAGGCUCCACGGUGACCUUUGGGAACAUUGGUUAUGUGAUUUUAUUUGGAUGGUGGAUGUCUUUAACCUACGUCGUCAUUUGUCCUGUGAUGUUCCUGACAAUUAUUGGCGCGCCGUAUGGAAAACUAUGUUUAAAGCUGGCUUGGUACUUUAUUUGGCCAUUUGGGAAGUCUGUGGAGAAGGCUGCUGACUUCACCAAAAGAUCCGCAACGAAGCCUCAGAGGUGUGAGGUCAUUCCUGAAGAGAGAGAUACCCAGGACAGCAAGGACAUAGUCAGAGAAAAGGACUCAGGCCCUCUUCUCAUGUCCUCUCCUUUACCUAUUGAGUUGCCUUUGCCAGAGUUGACUGCUAGGACAAGGUCAAAACAUUGGUGUCGCUUGAGUACCUACGUGUGGCUGCUUCUGGGCUAUCCCAUCCUGGCAGUGGUGCACACCUUGGCCUGCGUCAUCUCCUGGCUGCUGGUCUUCACCAUCCCCGUCUCCAAGAUGAACGCUCGAACGCUCGCCGUCAUCUUGCUCAUGCCUCCUGAGGACGUCCACAUACACACGCUGGAAAAGACGCUUAAGUCCGAAGCCAGAGUCAUCCUGUGCUGCUACCGCGCCGUCAACUUCUAUUACUACAAAUACACUGUCCAAGGGAUCAACAUCUUUGCGCUGAAUCUUCUCCCCUUGGUAAUCAUAACAUUGGUUAUUGGCUACACUGACCAGAACCAUAAAUACUUCAGUUCAGAGACCAAGUUUGCCACAGCCAUCACCUCCAUCGUCCCGCUGUCCUACUACAUCGGCAUGGGCAUCGCCAGCAUUUCGGCUCAGAGCAACUUUGCCGUGGGGGCGGUGGUGAACGCCACGUUCGGCUCUAUCACCGAGAUGACCUUCUACAUCACGGCACUCCUGCAGGGCCACCGCGCCGCCUCCAAAUGCUACGAGGAGGUCGUCAAGGCCGCACUCACUGGUACACUGCUGGGCUGCAUCCUCUUUAUACCUGGCAUCUGCAUGAUUAUUGGUGGCAUUAAACACCGGGAACAGCGAUUUAACAGCCGCUCGGCCGGUGUAAGCUCAGCUUUGCUCUUCAUUUCCGUUGGAGGUAUUUUUGCACCCACCCUCUUCUCCAAGACCUUUGGCAGCCUCGUAUGUGAGAGCUGCACCAACGUUCCAGGGAAUGCCAGUGUGCCUUUUGUGUGCAAAGACUGCCACUAUGAUAUGAGCAAAACGGACCCCCAGUUGAUCAUUAUGCAUAUAGAGCCUCUGGUGUACACCAUUUCUGUGCUGCUGCCUGCCGCCUACCUCAUCGGCUUGGUCUUUACUCUGAAAACUCACUCGCACAUCUACGACAUCCACAUCAGUGACGGCCAAGGUGGCCACGCCCACGGUCAGCAUGCUGUUCACGAAGGCGCCGUCCUCCCCCGCCCUGGCGAGGGCGCCGCCGGUCCGCUCCUCGCCGCCAACUCGUGCAUUAAUGCCAGCGUUGUGUCCUCCUGCCACGUUGCCACAGGUCACCAUGUGGUCCACUGGUCUCGAUGGAGGGCGCUCGCCGUGCUCAUUGUGGCCACGGUGCUGAUGGCCUGCUGCGCAGAUCUCAGCACAAACAACAUCGAGCCCAUGCUGACAAACUCCUCAAUCUCCCAGUACUUCAUUGGCGUGACUAUUUUAGCGAUGGUGCCUGAACUCCCCGAGAUUGUCAACGGAAUCCAGUUUGCGCUGCAGAAUAAUAUCAGUUUGAGUCUGGAAGUGGGAAGCUGUAUCGCGGUGCAGGUGUGCAUGAUUCAAAUCCCACUACUCCUCCUCUUCAACGCGUUCUACGAUGUGGGAUUUGUGCUACUGUUCAGUGACAUCCAUCUCUGGGCAAGCAUUUUCAGUGUCAUUCUAGUCAACUACAUCUUCAUGGAUGGCAAAUGUGACUACUUUCAGGGCACUGCCCUGGUGGUGGUCUACCUCAUCCUUUUGGCGCUUUACUUCUUUGCUCCUUCCCCACGUGCUUGUUGA
Molecule: messenger RNA, 2496 nt
Organism: Nerophis lumbriciformis (worm pipefish)
Lineage: Eukaryota; Metazoa; Chordata; Actinopteri; Syngnathiformes; Syngnathidae
Source: RefSeq, a predicted model, not a curated record